CCAAGCCUCCCGGAAGUAUUCGAACUACCACAUGCGCUGGAACAUAAACUACAAAUUUCAAAACGUUGGAGCGCAAUAGUUUUGGCCACAGUAAUACGAAGAACAGUUAAUACCUUGAUCCCCAAAUGUUAAAACAAUGGUAGUCUUUUCACACUAUCAAGGAAACGUAAUGCGGUCACUGUAUUUAUUCUAUAAAGAGUCGUAUAUGUGUGACAUGACCCUCAGAGCCAAAGAUGGUGAGAUGAAAGUUCACAGUUUAGUUCUUGCAGCAGGCAGUGAAAGUUUCAAAGCAAAGAUUUCAAGGAAUCGUAAUUCAAGGAUUUUGUGGCUGUCUGACCUGGCAAUAAGAGAACUGGAGAUGGUUGUGAAAGUUAUUUAUACUGGUGAACUACUACCACAAGAUACAAAUACAACCAACCUGAAAAUAUUAAAAGACUGGAACGUAAUCAGUGAGGAGGAGAUGAAUGCCACUGAUCAUUCGUCAGAUCAGACUAACAUUACUAUGUAUGCAAACAUUCAAUGUGAUGCUGUUAAAGAGGAGUAUGUUCUUAUAGACUCUCAAACUGCUAAGAACGAUCCUGCUGCAACCUUACAAGAUCAGACAAUUUCAGAUGUCAGGUAUAACAGAUCUAAUGAGUCUUUACAAGUGACUAGGAUAAGUCCGACAACAAAGGAGUUGUCCACUUUCGUCAAAUUUAUGCCAGAUAAUUGACAAGGAAAAUGUAACUGUUAGUGUUCAGAGCAUGCCAAGUGUGUUCGUUACAGGCACUAUGAGUGAAAAUAACAGUGAAUUUAAUUUACAUCAAAUUAAUGUUCAGCAGAAAAAACCCACAGAGUUUGGAAUAGCAAAAAAUGUGCAAUACAUCUGAAGUGGAUAGUGAACAAAAAUCAGUUGAUGAUAGUGUGAAGAUGGAAAGCAGUAGUGUGUACAUAAAGUUGACAGAUGAUGGAAAGUUGGAUUGCAGUGAUGUUGAUAUUGUACAAGAGGCAUACAAGACAGCCAUGGGUCUGGUUCCAACAGGCACCGAUGGCGCUACAUCGGCAGACAGUCAGGAAGGACAGGUUACAUCAGGUGUUACUGUCAGCACCUCUGUUGACGCCAUUAGGAACAUUGCGGACAACACUGAUGUAGAAGAUUCUUUGAAUCAUGAGUGUGGGAUUGUCACUGACGAUGCUCCCAGGGUUGAUACCCACAGAUGCGAUAAAGGAAAAGUUGGAAUUGUCGAAGAGGAAGGUGUUGUCUGUGGGUUGAGAUCAAGAAGUGGAAAAAGGAUUCCAAAAAUUUGGAAGAGCCUUGGCAUAGAUAACGAUGAAUGUCCAGAUUUGGAAGAGGAGAGAGGUAAAAGAAUUCGAAAUAGCAAACACAAAGGUAAGGAGGGAAAGGUGAAGUGUUCAAGUUCCUCCAGUGUUGGGUGUAAGCCAGACAGCAGGGUUGGACAGUGUGAGGUCUUGGAGAAGGGGCGACACACCUGGUAUGGAUGCCCAGAGUGUGGACACCAGUUCAAGAGUCUGAAGCUUGUGGCUGGUCACAGAUACUCUAAACACAGUGUAGCCUUUGACCCCAGCCAGUUCCAGGUGCUCAAGUGUCAGGACUGCGACUACGAGACACUGGAGGUGCACCGUCUUGAGUCUCAUCGUGCGACGUCUCACUCCAGCACGAGACCCUAUGUGUGUGAGUGGUGUGGCAAGGACUUCAAGCUACUGGGGUCUUUGACGCUACACACAAACACACACACUCGGGCACGGAGGUUCCAUUGCCCCCUCUGUGACAAGGUCUUCUCGCAGCAUGGUGCCAGGAAGAGGCAUGUUGAGGAGAAACACAGGAGGUCUCAUUCCCAUCUGUGUGAUGUAUGUCCAUUCUCCACGCUGGACAGAGUGACCCUCGUCCAGCACAAGUACACCAAACAUUCCACGCCCUUGCCUCCAGGGUACACCAUGUAAGUUGUACCCCCAUCUGUGUGUCCAUUCUCCACGCUGGACAGAGUGACCCUCGUCCAGCACAAGUACACCAAACAUUCCACGCCCUUGCCACCAGGGUACACCAUGUAAGUUGUACCCCCAUCUGUGUGUCCAUUCUC
Haliotis rubra (blacklip abalone) is the source of this 2078-nucleotide messenger RNA. RefSeq names its product zinc finger protein 492-like. Gene Ontology annotation, biological process: regulation of transcription by RNA polymerase II. Lineage: Eukaryota; Metazoa; Mollusca; Gastropoda; Lepetellida; Haliotidae. The transcript is spliced from 4 exons. The coding region runs from base 853 to 1941 and encodes 362 amino acids. Gene Ontology annotation, molecular function: RNA polymerase II cis-regulatory region sequence-specific DNA binding; DNA-binding transcription factor activity. The record is from RefSeq and is a predicted model, not a curated record.